AUGGCUGCUGUUGCGGAGGCUCCCCUCUUUACCGAGGCCGAGAAGGUCGCGAAGCUCCAAGCAGCGGUGGCGGGUCUCAGCCAGAUCAGGUGAGACAGCUCCCGUUCGGCGGUCGAAUCUGUUCGUUUUUAUCCUCGCGUUCUUCGGAGCCUUGCCUCAGCCCUGUGAUCUCUUUGCAGCGAGAACGAGAAAUCUGGGUUCAUCAGCCUGGUUUCCCGAUAUCUGAGGUGUACCCUUUAAUAAAACACCAGCCUUUUCUUUUGUGCUCUCGAGUUAUAACCGAGAUCUCACCUCACCCUUUUCCCUGCCGCCGUUUUUCUACUGUUCAGUGGAGAGGCACAGCAGAUUGAAUGGAGUAAGAUCCAGACUCCGACUGAAGAAGUCGUCGUGCCUUACGAGAGUUUGGCGCCUCCUCCAGAAGGUUUGUUCAUACCUUCCGACCGACUCACGUAUCAGUCCUACUCAGAGGAAGAUCCUUUUGUUAUUCUGUUUACUCAUGCCAUAUCUUUUAUUUUAACGACUUGGUUAUCUCCAUUCAGAGCUUGGGUCAACUAGGAAACUUCUUGACAAGCUCGCUGUCUUAAAGCUCAAUGGCGGCCUGGGAACAACGAUGGGCUGCACUGGUCCUAAGUAAGACAAUUUUUUUGCCACUUUUUCUGCAUCACUGAUUUCUUUUUUUCAUUGACCACGCGGUUGACUAAAACAAAUUUUCAUGGAACCAUCAACACGGCUCUCCAUUCCUUAUUAUUUUCUCGACUAAUUCUAGCCGAGAGUUUGAUACUCAAAUUUUCACAUUUAAUAUUAAAAUCUCAAGAACCAAGUGUGUAUAGCGUACAAUACUUCAUCAUUAUGUGAAGAUAUUGAUAUCAUAGGAAUCGAUGGUCUUAGAGGUCGUUUAAUGCUUAAUUUGAGAGGAACGAACGGCAGACUUGUUACACUUUAUCCACAGAAAUAAGGACUCGAUGUUUCACAGUGGGCACGGAGCUGAUUGGAUACAUCUUUGAAGACCAAGUCCACUCGUUCUCAUAAAUUACAAAUGGAUAGUUAAAUAACAAAAGUUCUCAUUUAUCUUUACUGCAGAUCUGUCAUUGAAGUUCGAAACGGGUUGACAUUUCUCGAUUUGAUCGUUAUUCAAAUUGAGGUAACUUACCUGUGUUCUUCUCAUUUUUGAUAUAUGCAUCUGUAAAUUACACAUUUUACAUUCUUGUUUACAGUCUCUGAACACCAAGUACGGGUGCAAUGUUCCUCUUCUUUUGAUGAACUCAUUCAACACGCAUGAGGAUACACAGAAGGUAUUCGCUUCUCAUCUUUUAUGUCUUCUAAAUCGUAAAAUAUGUUUGGGAUUUUCACAUGCUUAACCAUCUAAAUAAUCUUUUAUACAGAUCGUGGAGAAAUAUUCCAACUCAAAUAUUGAGAUACAUACCUUUAAUCAGGUAAAUCAUUUCUGAUAGAAAUAUUUCUUUCCUCUUUUUUUCCUACUUAAUUCUGACCGUGAUGGUGUGAAACUCUAUACUUCAGAGUCAAUACCCUCGUUUGGUUGUUGAAGAUUUUACACCACUCCCAAGCAAGGGACAGACUGGGAAAGAUGGCUGGUGAGUACUCUUGUAUAUAUUUUUUAUUUAAGGAUUGUCAUUGCUUUGUUACAUUGACUUUGAACCAGCUUCGAGUCUGUCUGAUCCUCUGAACCAUUUUACAGACAGGUCUACAUGUUAGCAUGAGUACUGUGAGAUGUCCUUGACUUAUCUUUUUUCCUGCAAAAUAUUUUCAACGGUCAAUUUUUUUUUAUAUUGAGGCCAGAAGGACAGGAUUGGCUACAAUUCGGCCGUCUCCCUGCUGAAUUUUCAUAUAUUAUUUAAUUAUCUAUAUGUAGAUAUCUACAUCAGCUUAUAUAUCUUGUCAAUUUCACACGCUUUAUUACUGGUCCCAAUGUUUCUUAUAUACAUUCUAGCAUUCGGUUGAUAUUUUUCAUCCAAAAAAGGUCCCUGUUCAAGCAUUUGUGAACGCUUCACUAUCAUUCUCCUAGUUACUAUGCUCUAGAAACCUCCGUUAUCAGAAUCAUCCUAAUUAUCAUUUUUCUGACUAAAGUCUUAUGCAUUCCUCAAGGUAUCCCCCAGGUCACGGUGACGUGUUCCCUUCCUUGUUGAACAGUGGGAAACUAGAUGCCCUAAUAUCACAGGUUUGCUUUGAUAUUUAAUUUUUCCCAUGACAUACGGCCUCUCAACAAUAAAUAUGGGGACAGAAAUCUGUAGAUAGAUAGGCAAACUGCAGAACAAAGAAACAGAGAAAGAGAGGGAGAGGGCAGAAGAGAGGGAGAGAAAGAGAGUGUCCAGCUCCUCCUCGAUCGGCAACGAUUCCUGCGGAUAUCUACUUAUAGACGAGCUUCGGGAUAUCACAAGAUGCCGGUCAACUCUUGUGACGUCCAAGGCCGGUAGCGGCAGCGGAUUUCUAAAGUAGAUGUAGUCCGUGCUUGUCCGGCAGGAUAUGUAGUCCGUGACACCUGCGGGAUUUGCGGAGUUCUAGUAUCCGCGGGCGGAGCACUCUAGUCUUAAAACACUCCGCAGGUGACGGAUCCGACGGCUAGGAUAUGUUGAGUCACCUGCGGAGUGUUUUAAGACACUCUAGUCUUAAACUCCGCAGGUUUGCGUCGCCAAACCUGCGGGUAUAGCGGCUUCUCCGGACGGUUUAUCAGCACGGCGGAUAUGCCCACGCGCGUGGUCCCCAAUGUUAAUAUUGGACAAUAUAUAAUAUUGGCCGCGGCAUCUUCUUUAUCCCGAAGCUCGUCUAUAAGUACACAAUCUUUCUCUCCCUCUCUUCUGCCCUCUCCCUCUCUUUCUCUGUUUCUUUGUUCUGCAGUUUGCCUAUCUAUCUACAGAUUCCUGUCCCCAUAUUUAUCGUAUUCUCGUAUAUGAUUCUACGUGCAUAAGGGUGGAACGACGUCGCCAAGUUGUUCCCGACAGCAAUUGUCAGCAGGAGGUGCAGAGACAAGGUACAUUCUUCACCAAGAAAAACCACAGUAAUUAAGCGGUUUAUUUCAGUUUUAAUGCUGGUAAAACAAGUGGCCCUUGAAUUCUCGUCUCUAACGUUCCCUUCUGUUAAAAGGAUAAAUUUCUUUUUUUCAUUUCCUUGAUGUGUUCGUGCUUUACUCACAAACAUCAUUGAACUGAAGUAACUGGAUUCCCUGAGCAGUAAGGCAGUUUUGCGACUGACUUGAUAAUGUUGGCUUAAAAUCUAUGGGUGGGCAUUCGAGAAUGGAACUACCCACUAAAGAGUGGAAUUGUUUUGCAAGUGACAAUCGUUGACCACCAUUUGUUCUUCUUUUAUUUUCCUUUAUUGUCUGAUGUUAGCGGAGGCUUGUGGAUUUUGGAGUUAGGAUCAGAUGAGGUACAAAAAAAUUAUGCAAACCCUAGAAUCGAAGCACUUGUGGGUGUUAUAGCAAUGAUUUUUAAAAUUAUAAAGGAUAAAUGCAAAUAUUAAAUUUAUAUCAGAAAUUAGAUUUUUAAACUUAAAUGGAAAAAGUUAUGAAAAAUUGCUGACUGAAGUUAUAAUUUUCUGAUAAGAUAGGCACCAACCUUUUCCAUGGUAGUCAGAAUUUCAAUAUCUUUGGGUUAGACUAGUCCCAUUUGAUUAGGUGCUCACUGAAAUACUCAAAUUAAGGAGAAUUACAUCGAAACUGUUGAAGGCAGUGGUAGAUAACUUUAAAUUUCUAAAUUUAACCCCACGAGUUUUACGAUUUUUUUUAAUCUUUUAAAUUUACCAAUUCACUUUUCAUUCUUAAACAAAGGAAAUGAGUGCCCAAGUUGAGCCGCAGCACUCCGACAAAGAAGCGGCGUCGCCCCCUCCCAUCGGAAGAGAAGGUGGAGGAAUACAAGCCCAGAAUUCUACCCUGGCAUUGGGUGCUAUUCUGGUGCCCAUAUCAGGUGCCUUGCUCUUGUCUGAGCCGUCUCAUCCAAUUAAACACCUUCUGCUCUACGAAGUUUAUGUGGCGCUCUGCCUCAUCUUGCUGUUUUGGGGAAUCAUCGACCUCUGGGUCUCCAACAUCACACGUGACAGAGCCCCAGCGAUAUUGCAAGAGAACAUCGUCUGGUUGAAAGAUUGGGUGAUGCUUGUCGCCAGCGUCUGUCUCCCGCUGGUGUUCAUGCUGCGGUGCUGCCUCGUGCUUCAUAAUAUUUCGUCGCUGGUACGCGUUGGACUCAUCGUCCUAGCGAUCGGCUUCAUAGCCAUAGCCCCUCCUCUCCUCUUCUUUACCCGGGGGAACUCUCUCCCCCUGAAACAAGAUACCACGGCGCCGAUGCACAGCAUCCAAAUAUCAGCAGACAGCUCAAAGCAGGAAGACCUCGAUCGCCGUUCAUUGGAAGGUGGUAACAACCCGGAGAAAGCUCAGCUGCAGUGAACUUCAAUCAAAACCAGGUAAAUUUCACAACUGUUUCUGUGCAUUAAAUUCUCCAUUUGCAGUAUGAAUUCAAGAUUUUGCUCUGUUUAUUUUUCUACAUACUUUUAUCGAACCCUUGGAAUCCCCUUCCUCCAACACUUUCUCCUUCCCUGCAGAUGCAACUGGGCAAAUCCAAGUCGAGCAGAUGGUGAUCCCUUGAACAUCCGUCAGAACAAGAAGGCGCGGAGGUGACGCUAGACAGCACGAACAACCUCUCCCCCAAGCUCUGUUUCAGCCGACACUGCCGCUCCCCGCCGGCUGUUUCGCUGUCUGUUGACCACCACCACCGCCCCUCCUCGAAGGCACCACGGGAUCAACGGCCAUGAGUAAAACUCUUUUAAAUAUUUGAAUGUGGGACAGAUAUUUGAAUGUUCGCUCAGCUUAGCGGGAGAUCUUUUAAAUAGACGUUAUAGAAUAGCUCCUUUUGAUGAGAGAUACGAGCAAGAGGCUUCGAGAAAACUAGUGUUUUCAGAAUUAUAUGAAGCAAGUAAGCAAACAAAAAAUCCAUGGGUAUUUGAACCCGAAUUUCCAGGAAAAAGUAAAAUAUUUGAUGGAAGAACUGGAGAUCCUUUUGAACAACCUGUCCUGAUAGGAAAGUCCUAUAUACUUAAAUUAAUUCAUCAAGUUGAUGAUAAAAUCCAUGGACGUUCCAGUGGACAUUAUGCACUUGUUACACAACAACCCCUUAGAGGAAGGGCAAAACAGGGGGAACAACGAGUGGAAGGACAUUCUACUGGGCCUGGGGAAUUGACCGGACCUCCGGCAACGAGUGGACGGCAGUAAAAAGUGCACCAGUGGUGGGAGGAGAUAUUUUUGGCCGACCAGGGAGACGACCUUGCUAUCUCCUCGGGGAGCUCCUGCUUCCCGAGGGGGAGGAGCAUUCAUCUUUGACCCGCUUGCUCCCCGCCGGCUGUUUCGCUUUCUGCUGACCACCACCACCGCUUCUGUUGACCCGCUUCUCGGCGCCGCCCUCCUUUCCGCCGCAUAAGAAGCGCCAGCGGCAGGAAGGUCAUCUGAUGUGAGUCCCUUCCGACGGCAGGAAGAUAACUACUAUGAUCCCGGCAGCUCAGCAGUCGAGGUUAAUGGGUCUAUUGGGCCUUCAUGGGCCUAUUGAAUCCUGUACUAGGUUUAAUUUGCGUAUCUUUUAGCCUACGUCGCCACGCUGCACGGUCUGGGCCCAGUACAAUUGGAAAACAUCGUCACGCCCCCCCCAUAAUGGGCCUUAAUGGACCCCUCAUGUGGCAUUGGAUUCAUUCAUUCACAGAUACUGUACAAGAUAAAUCUCUCUCUCUCUCUCGUGUUUAUCCUUGGCUAUCAAUCUCUAUUUCCAGUUGGGCUAGUCCUAGUCUUCCCUUUCCCGUAGGUCAGUAGCGAAAGACAAUCAUCGACCGGAACUACACUAGAUUUCAUUACCCGACUGAUGUGACUCAGUUGUUAUAGAGUAAAUCACACAAAUUUUAAAUUUUAUAAAACUAAAAAAAAUAAAUUUUUAGAUAUUUAAAAGUAUUUCUAAACAAAUAUAUUAAUUAUAAUUCAAUAAAAAUUUUAAAAAUAGAGAUAAUUUUCCAAGUCGAUCACAUGGAUAUAAUAUAAUAUUUGGUAAUUAUUUAGAAUUUUUUUCAAAGAAUAUUAUUUUCUAUGAAUUUUAUACUAUUAAAUAAAAAUGAAAUAUAUUUAAAAUUCACAAAAAAAGAAAAUAAGGGUGCGGACAUCAGGAUGAUGUCAGUGUCCCGGUGAACGUGAAUCAGGCAGAAACAGAGUUCCACUCAGUGAUUCUUACAUAAGCGAUUACAAAUGAUUUAAUUGAUCAAAUUAAGAUACGUAAAAGCCAAAAGAAUCGUAAGUGAAAGAAGUAUAUUUUGAUAAAUUAAAAUCACACAAAUUAUCACUAAAUGAAGCAUAAAGUAAGUUGAAAGUAGGAAAAUAGAGUUCCAACAUCGCGGCGGUGAUACGUCGGCGAUGCACCGGAAUCCCGAGCAUUUAGGAGGAUAGUCGUGUAGUGUCCAUGGCCUCGAAAGCUCUUCUUGGACUAGGACGAUAUGGGCAAUCUCUAGAUCUUCUUGCAAAGUCUAGAGAUCGACGAAAUGGGUUGUCGAAUCGUCUCCGGUAGUUGUCACUUGGCGGAAUGGAAAAAUGGCAACUUUGCGACUCUCUGACGACUGUCACCCGAUAGAGAAGAGCUGGAUAUGGGUAACAGGAUAGCACCCAAUGCCAGGGUAGAAUUCUGGGCUUGUAUUCCUCCACCUUCUCUUCCGAUGGGAGGGGGCUCAACUUGGGCACUCAUUUCCUUUGUUUAAGAAUGAAAAGUGAAUUGAUAAAUUUAAAAGAUUAAAAAAAAUCGUAAAACUCGUGGGGUUAAAUUUAGAAAUUUAAAGUUAUCUACCACUGCCUAUCAUGAACCCAAAGAUAUUGAAAUUCUGACUACCAUGAAAAAGGUUGGUGCCUAUCUUAUCAGAAAAUUAUAACUUCAGUCAGCAAUUUUUCAUAACUUUUUUCAUUUAAGUUUAAAAAUCUAACUUCUGAUAUAAAUUUAAUAUUUGCAUUUACCCUUUAUAAUUUUAAAAAUCAUUGCUAUAAUGCCCACAAGUGCUUCGAUUCUAGGGUUUGCAUAAUUUUUUUGUACCUCAUCUGAUCCUAACUCCAAAAUCCACAAGCCUCCGCUAACAUCAGACAAUAAAGGAAAAUAAAAGAAGAACAAAUGGUGGUCAACGAUUGUCACUUGCAAAACAAUUCCACUCUUUAGUGGGUAGUUCCAUUCUCGAAUGCCCACCCAUAGAUUUUAAGCCAACAUUAUCAAGGUAGUCGCAAAACUGCUCAGGGAAUCCAGUUACUUCAGUUCAAUGAUGUUUCUGAGUAAAGCACGAACACAUCAAGGAAAUGAGAAAAAGAAAUUUAUCCUUUUAACAGAAGGGAACGUUAGAGACGAGAAUUCAAGGGCCACUUGUUUUACGAGCAUUAAAACUGAAAUAAACCGCUUAAUUACUGUGGUUUUUCUUGGUGAAGAAUGUACCCUGUCUCUGCACCUCCCGCUGACAAUUGCUGUCGGGAACAACUUGGCGACGUCGCUCCACCCUAGAUAUGAACCCUCUCUCCCCCAUCUUCCUGCGGGGCGGCCCACUUACAGGGCACAAACAGGAAUGGCCCUCCGAGGGGCCGGUGAUCAAGUAAUCAUUAUAUUUUUAUGCGCGCUGCAAGCUACAUUCUGGGAACCACCAGGCCGAACGAGGCCUUUCUUUUGCCAUGGUUUGGUUAAUAUCACUGGUUCAUUAGAUCUGGUUCUAUCCACUUUCCUUCCUCCUCUCUAGCUACCCAUGUGAGAGAGAGCGAGAAAGAGAGAAAGUUGGCGACUCACCAUCCAGGAGAGACGAUCGUCGUCGUCAGUCAAGAGCGCAGUCGGGGCUUUGAGGUGUGUCGGGGAGGACGCCCUCAUGGACUCCAACGAGGCGAUGAUCCUACCAGAGUUGGGAGCCCCGCCAAUGUUCGAGCUGUCUGCUGAUAUUUGGAUGCUGUGCAUCGACGCCGUGGUAUCUUGUUUCAGGGGGAGAGAGUUCGGUUUGUUCUUCCCCCGGGUGAAGAAGAGGAAAAGAAGGGCCAUGGCUAUGAAGCCUAGGACGAUGAGUCCAACGCGUAACAGCGACGAAAUACUAUGAAGCACGAGGCAGCACCGCAGCAUGAACACCAGCGGGAGACAGACGCUGGCGACAAGCAUCACCCAAUCUUUCAACCAGACGAUUUUCUCUUUGGCUCACGAUUAUUUAAGAGUUUUACUCAUGGCCGUUGA
Molecule: messenger RNA, 8210 nt
Organism: Spirodela intermedia
Lineage: Eukaryota; Viridiplantae; Streptophyta; Magnoliopsida; Alismatales; Araceae
Source: the annotation of a GenBank genome assembly